This is a messenger RNA of Pelobates fuscus (common spadefoot toad), 3345 nucleotides long. RefSeq names its product centrosomal protein 97 (gene CEP97). Gene Ontology annotation, molecular function: protein binding. Bases 125 to 2575 code for a protein of 816 amino acids. NCBI's taxonomy places the organism in Eukaryota, Metazoa, Chordata, Amphibia, Anura, Pelobatidae. The transcript has 11 exons. The record is from RefSeq and is a predicted model, not a curated record.
UUUGGGAUAUUUUCAUUUGAAUUGGAGAGAUAAUCAUUGUACAGCUAUUUUCUGACAGAUUACUAGUAGUUGCCAUCAGUUCAUUUUCUGUAGCUGUGUCCAUAAACAACAUAUUGCAGGUACAAUGGGAGUUUCACUUUUGGCUUGUGAAAAUCAUGGUACAGUGGUUGAUUUGGCAGGGCAGGGUCUUCAGAAGCUGGGCCCCACAUUACCAUUCAAUGCUGAUACUUCAACAUUGAUAUUGGACAAAAACCAAAUCAUCAAAUUGGAACAUCUUGAGAAAUGUAAAAACCUUACACAAUUAUCUGUAGCAAACAAUCGGCUAGUACGGAUGAUGGGUGUAGCAAAAUUGAUACAUCUCCGGGUACUGAACCUACCCCAUAACAGCAUUGGCUAUGUGGAGGGACUGAAGGAUUUGGUGCAUUUGGAAUGGCUUAAUCUGGCUGGAAAUAAUUUAAAGGUCAUUGAUCAGAUCAACAGCUGCAUUUGUCUUCAGCAUCUUGAUCUCUCAGACAAUAAUAUAUCUCAAAUAUGUGAUCUCUCCAAACUAGCGUCUCUGAAGACUUUGCUCUUGCAUGGCAACAAUAUUACUUCUUUACGUACUGCGUCCUUAAGCCUUCCCCAAGGCCUCACCAUUCUUUCCUUGGCAGAAAAUGAAAUCCGAGAUUUGAAUGAAGUAUCAUUCCUCACAGGUCUUACAAAUCUGGAGCAGUUAUCAAUCAUGAACAAUCCCUGUGUGAUGGCCACACCAUCUAUUCCUGGUUUUGACUACCGGCCUUACAUUGUGAGCUGGUGCUUGAAUCUUAAGGUUUUAGAUGGAUAUGUAGUCUCCCAAAAAGAAAACCUGAAAGCUGAAUGGCUUUACAGCCAAGGAAAAGGACGAUCAUAUAGGCCUGGCCAACAUGUCCCUCUUGUGCAAUAUUUGGCAUCAGUAUGCCCAUUGACAUCGGCACUUGGUCUUCAAACUGAAGAGGAUGCAAAGUUGGAAAAAAUAUUAAAUAAACAAAGAUUACAUCAGAGGCAACUAUUGCACCAGAUCCUUGUUGAUGGCCACCUAUCAUCUACACCCAAUAAAAGGCCAACAUCAUCUAGUGAGCAAAAAAGUCCAGCUCGGGGAGCCCAGCGCCCCUAUGAAAAUGAACCUGUACUACGGAUAGACAAUUGGCUUGGGACAAGUCAUUCUGAAGAGAACUCCUAUGCUGUGAGAAAUGUGUGCUCUGGAAUUAGUCAGUCUGGUGCAUCACAUUACAACAGUCUCUAUUUGGAGGAUAUACAAACAGAUGAGGAUAAAUUAAACUGUAGUCUUCUUUCUUCCGAGUCGACAUUCAUGCCGGUUGCGCACGGUUUGUCCCCUGUAUCGCCCAGUGUGGAAUUGAGGACACUAGGUACUAAUGAAAGUGUAAUGGAGUUUUAUAAAGCCAAUACUGAAAAUUUAAAAACACAAAUACCUGAGAAGACAAAGCUAACAGAGUUUGAAAAUGGAGUGAAAGCGGAUACAUUUCGCUGUGUUUAUCCAGUAAUUCAAAAUGAGAAUGUGACUCCAAACAACACAACCAAGCAACCCGUGCCAAGUGCAAAUGCAGAGAACACACCGCCUUCAAAUUAUCAAACCGACUCUAAUGGUGUAGUUACAAGCAUAUUCUCUGCACUUGAAAAUGAUGUGGACAGUCUUAACAGUAUGAACAAAGCAGCAACUAAGCUUCAGUCCUGCUGGAGAGGGUUCCACACGAGAAAUAAAAAUCUGGUCGUUAGGGAUUUGCGUUAUGAGAUCAGACUGCGCAGAAUGCAGGACCAUAUUGUCUUCUUAACUGAAGAAGUUAACAGGCUAAAAAAAGAGAAAGAGAAGGAACGCAUACAAAAGCUUGUUCAGGAGGAAGCUGUGAAAUAUCUAUGGGAGCAGGUUCAGUCCAUUCAGCAGUGGCAGAAUACAAUAAAAGUUCAAAUUCCUACUAAUUCUCAACAUGAAGAAGUACUUACUGCAAGCAAAUCACUCACACACAUUCCUGUUGAUUCAUCUAAAGUAUUGGAAGAAAAAUCUUCCUGCAUUUUUAAUCCAGAAAACUUUACCAGAAAAGCCUCACCUGAUAUCCCAGACUCUGGUUUCAAUUCUAUCAUAAGUCAGGUAUCUCCAAAUGAACCUACCUUUUCUGAAAAAAGCUCCAAUGAGGAAAGCAAAUCUUCAGAGCCAUCUCUGGAAACGGUGAUACAAUUCAAUAGACAAACUCUAGAUACUCCUGAUGAACAGGCUGCAACAGCUGAAGAAGAAAACAAGGACAAUUCUAGCAUUGAACAAGAUAGCAGCCUCCUGCAACAGUAUUUACUGACGGUUGAACAACUGGAGGAGGCAGAUAAUACAAGCUAUAUCGAUGGACCAGAAGAAAGCCGUCCAGGAACCAACAACUGUUCGUUAUCCUCUGAAAUUCUGUCCAGUAGCCUUUCACACAUACAACAUGAUGAUUGUAAGCAGGAAAUGCAUACAGUUCAAGAUAACUGUUUUUCAUCUGGGGAAGCACAUAGCAUGCUGAAUCCGCAUGACCCAUGCUCUCAGGUGCCAGCGAUGGACUUGGUCCUUUAAAUUGAAGAAUAUCAGGCUACUGCUUUCCAUUUAUAAUGUGGCAUUUGGAAAUGUUACAAUGUUGGGCUGUAAUUUAAUUAUUUUUACUAUAUACACUCUGCAGCUGAUAUGCACUUUGCCACAGUUAAUGCUGUAAAUGUUCCUAAAUUUUUAUUUCUGUGAAAUGGUAAUACUGGACAGAUGGUAAACACUCUUUUCAGUAGACACUUAGGAAAUAAAGACAACUUUAUUUAUGGUACUUACUAUUUAUAGUGUAGUUACUAUUUAUUGAAAGAUACAUUUUAUACUGAGCAAUAAUAGAGAGAUCAAGUGUUCUGUAAAUAGUGAUGAACAGUCUAAAAUUAAAGGAACAUUCCCAAGCACAAUAACCACUACAGCACAUUGUAGUGGAUAUGGUGCCAGAAGAAGUCAAACUUUUUAAGAGCCCUGGUAAGUUCUCAGUUUUUUCUUAAACAGUGGGUUGUAGUGGUUAUAGUACUUGGUAAUAUUUUAGUCCAAGGGGGCUAUACCAAAAGAAGUCCAGUUUGAUUAAGAAUGUUUUGCUGCAAGAUAUUUAUAAAUGGAGGCUUAUUGCACGCACGUUGAGCUGGUGUUUCGCCUUAGUCCAUUCCUUACUUAUCGCACACUAUUCUGCUGUAUCAGUAUUUAUAUGAAAUAUUUAUCCACAUUGAUUACACAGUUUUAUUUAUUGCCAAUUACUCUUUCCUGAUAUAUCAUUGACAUUUUUAUAGAGGAGCUUAAAACAGAAUAAAAUGAAGUUGAUGUUUUGG